Messenger RNA from Oikopleura dioica, 1842 nucleotides. NCBI's taxonomy places the organism in Eukaryota, Metazoa, Chordata, Appendicularia, Copelata, Oikopleuridae. The record is from the annotation of a GenBank genome assembly.
AUGGCCUACAAAAAGAGACGAAAUCGCGAAAAGACUAAAACUCCCGAAAACCCAAUCGCUGCUACUGCGAAAGAAGUAAAAGAAAAAUCGGCUUCUGAAAUUUUAAAUAAAAAAGAAGAAACUUCGGCCCAGAUGAAGAAACAAGAAGAAAGCUACAAUCGUGGAAGCAGAACUUCUCCUUUCAGAAGAACAAGGAAUAGAAAAGCAAGAUCAAAAGAAGUUUCGGCUAAAGACUCAACGAUCACGGUCUACGAUCUACAGUUGAACCAUGCCAAAGCAGUCACCAACGCUGCUUAUAGAGUUCUCGUUGAACAGGGAUCACGGGCCGCCAAGACAUAUCUGGCGCAUUUGGAAUACGUCCUCGGCGGCAUGUGCCAGAUGGAGAUGAAGUUUCGGAUGAAAUUCGACAACGAGCGGGGAUGCGACUAUUUCAAGCACUGGCUCGCUCCUGAACCAGCCGAACGUAAAAACGCCAAAGCAGAUAGUGCUAGAGAGCAGCUUCUCGAAGCCAUAGAGCUAGUUCUACUGAAGCACGAGAAGAAGGCAAAGGAGCUUGAAGAGGCCAAUCUGGAGAAUCAGAGACUCGAGAGGAGUAUCACUUCCAUGCAGAGGCAACUAGAAGACUUCAAAGACAAACUCAUUCUCGACAGAGAAAGAAAGAAGCCUAACGGAGUUUCCUCCAGAGUAUCCGACAAAUGGUCUCAAGAAAACUCCGACAGUCCAGUUCCAGAGAAAUUAUUUUCCGAAAAAUCUAGCAGCAGAAAUAGACGAAGUCUGCAAAACGAAGAACGUCCUAAACCUGGACGAAGAGGAGAAAAAGAUCAGGAACACACGAUUACUCCACGCGGGGAUGGAAACUCGAGGCGGCAGCCCCAAAGAGACGGCGAAACUAGACGAGAUCGUCGAUCUCGCGGAGAAAGGGGCAAAAUCAACGGAAAGAAGGAAGACGUUGAGUGGGAAGAAAACGUCGAAGAUUUUCAUGACAAAGUCAAGAAUCUCUCCAUCAAAGACACUGACGAGCGCGAAGUGCAGAUAGAAAGAAGAGAUCGGAGAUCGCAAGGAGAUUCUCGAAAGCGUCGUUCUCGUCCGCUAGAGAGUGCGAGCCCCGACCGAGUCGUCGAAGAAGGCGACAAAGCUUCGAACUCGACUUGGUUUCCUGGCGACAAACGAGCGAGGUGGGAAAGGCCUUGCUUCGAGAAUUACGAAGUCGUCGUCCUUGGCGACUCGCAGCUCAAAGAAUUUGGAAAGAGCAAGAUCAACCUAGAUGGAUACAAUAUUACCUCGUUCAGUGGCUGCGACAUUCUGGAGCUGAUCUACAUCCUCCGCACGGGCGCGCUUAAAGACCAGUUCACCAACGAAAAUCCAUUCGCGAAAAGGUCGAAUCGAGAGAGGUUCGACAACGGGAUCAAGAAGAAUAUGAUGCCUCUUUCAAACUUCUGUCCGUGCUGCGAGUCCAACUGCAUGAAGAAAUUCACCGGUCGGCUCAUAAUUGGGAUUGGCCUUAACAACGCGCUCAAAGUUUCAGAAGCUGGUUUCGAAAAACAAGACGUCCGCAAACUGCUGCAGUGUCUGAAUAGAGACAUAAAAUACUGUAUGCCGAAACUGAAGAGUCUCCACUUCGUCCAGCCGAUCAAAGUGCCUCGAUGGGCGUUCGAAGGGGAAGAGGGACAGAUCUCGCUGGACGUGUACAGAGAACUGCUCGAAGUUCUAAAAGAUUACCCUUGUUCGCCCGCUGCUCCGCUACUGACAGAGCGCGACUUCGACGACGAUGCGACGCACCUGGCCCCGCGAGCAUCCGAAAGAUACUGGAAAGCUCACUUCAAUGCAAUCGAAAGUUCAUGA